This is a messenger RNA of Coregonus clupeaformis (lake whitefish), 1495 nucleotides long. RefSeq names its product integumentary mucin C.1-like. The record is from RefSeq and is a predicted model, not a curated record. The transcript is spliced from 12 exons. Bases 107 to 1495 code for a protein of 462 amino acids. Lineage: Eukaryota; Metazoa; Chordata; Actinopteri; Salmoniformes; Salmonidae.
CCUGCCAACCACUGUUGCCCCAACAACCACCACCACCACUGUGGCUUCUACUACGGCAAUUAAAACUGCAGGUCCUACAACAACAACCACAACUGCUGCUCCUACAAUGACUACAACUGCAGCAUCUACAAGUACAACCACAAUCGUACUUCCUACCUUGACAACGACAACUGCAACUUUUACCUCAACUUCUAUGGCUUCAGUGACAUCAACAACUAGAUUUGGCACAGUGAUGUUUUUUGUUAGACUGAUGUUCCAGCUCAACACACCAGUCCCCACUAAGGAUGAUGUCCUUGGUGUCGUCGACAAGCAACUGUAUCUUCAAUUCAACAAUCAGACAAACACUCAAACCACCUUCCAGAAUGGAACUUAUAUCAAACUUACAGAUACUUCAUUUGCCGUCGAUCUUGGUUUCAAAAUAACCAAUGUAACCAUGGAGUCGCAAAGCAAUAGCCUCACUCUCACCAAUGAGACCUACAGCCAGAUAGAGGAUUCAAUUAACAGCCUACUCCAUGAUAUUCUUUGUAAACCAGACGGCAAACAGUUUGACUUUCCCAAACCCAACUUCACUACUGUUGGAACUCAAAUCAGGGCAGACGUGAUGUAUGUAUACAAAAAGGAAGACAUCAACCUCCCUAGUGCUUUUCUAGAGGAAGUCUUAAAAGUCUCAGGUCUCCUGCCAACCACUGUUGCCCCAACAACCACCACCACCACUGUGGCUUCUACUACGGCAAUUCAAACUGCAGGUCCUACAACAACAACCACAAUUGCUGCUCAUACAAUGACUACAACUGCAGCAUCUACAAGUACAACCACAAUUGUACUUCCUACCUUGACAACAACAACUGCAACUUUUACCUCAACUUCUAUGGCUUCAGUGAGAGCAACAACUAGAUUUGGCACAGUGAUGUUUUUUGUUAGACUGAUGUUCCAGCUCAACACACCAGUCCCCACUAAGGAUGAUGUCCUUGGUGUCGUCGACAAGCAACUGUAUCUUCAAUUCAACAAUCAGACAAACACUCAAACCACCUUCCAGAAUGGAACUUAUAUCAAACUUACAGAUACUUCAUUUGCCGUCGAUCUUGGUUUCAAAAUAACCAAUGUAACCAUGGAGUCGCAAAGCAAUAGCCUCACUCUCACCAAUGAGACCUACAGCCAGAUAGAGGAUUCAAUUAACAGCCUACUCCAUGAUAUUCUUUGUAAACCAGACGGCAAACAGUUUGACUUUCCCAAACCCAACUUCACUACUGUUGGAACUCAAAUCAGGGCAGACGUGAUGUAUGUAUACAAAAAGGAAGACAUCAACCUCCCUAGUGCUUUUCUAGAGGAAGUCUUAAAAGUCUCAGGUCUCCUGCCAACCACUGUUGCCCCAACAACCACCACCACCACUGUGGCUUCUACUACGGCAAUUCAAACUGCAGGUCCUACAACAACAACCACAAUUGCUGCUCAUACAAUGACUACAACUGCAGCAUCUACAAAUUUGGCACAGUGA